This is a messenger RNA of Hibiscus syriacus, 849 nucleotides long. RefSeq lists its product as uncharacterized. The transcript has a single exon. The record is from RefSeq and is a predicted model, not a curated record. Lineage: Eukaryota; Viridiplantae; Streptophyta; Magnoliopsida; Malvales; Malvaceae. Bases 156 to 821 code for a protein of 221 amino acids.
CUCAGUUUAACCCCCCCCCCCUUUCUCCAUUCCUUCUUAGAAUAGAUUCUUAAUUUUCUUUUUCUUCCUUUACAUUUUUUGGAAUUCUGUUUUCAAUUUCCUUUUGCGAUCAUUGAUAUUUUGGUUCUUGGUUUCGAGUAGAAUUUGGUUGUUUCAUGGCAAAAGGCCGACGGUUGACCACCAGCAGAAGCGAGCGGUUUCUCGGAAGCUAUAGCCAUGGGCACGGCCAAGGCCAAGGAGACACUGCCGUUGAUGACGUGGAACUUGGCGACGAAGAUGUUUGGUCAAUGGUCGAUAACGUCGCAGACCGAGGAGACGACUGGAGUGUCGAUAAUUAUAGGCACCAGUGGAGUCCACGUGCUGAAGCUGAGAGUAAUGGGAAUGGGAACUUCGACGUGAGGGGCAGUAGUCGCCGUCGAAUUCCCCGAGGCGAUCGACACGUGGGCGGGCUUUCCUUGGCUUUCGAGGAUUCUUCUUCAACGAAACCUAGGAUCGUGAACCAGAUUCGUAGCCAAGACGGCAUGGCUGCAGCUAAUUCGCCACGUGGGCACCACAUGGGCACGUCAACUCCAGUGGUUGUGCCUGACUGGAGUACGAUUUACAGAGUUAAUUCAGUGGAGUGGGUACAUGACUCGGAUGACGGAUUGGAUGACGGCGAUUCGGAGAUGGUGCCGCCACACGAAUACCUGGCGCGUGAGUACGCUCGUAGUAAAAAAUCUGGCGGCGCUUCGGUGUUCGAAGGCGUGGGUCGGACCCUCAAGGGCCGGGACAUGAGCCGGGUCAGGGAUGCAGUAUGGAGCCAAACAGGGUUCGAUGGUUAACCAAUUUGUUAGCCACUCGAAGCAAAAA